UCCUUCUAUUUUUGCGGUCGAAAGAAAGAAGGAACUUUGGUUAUGCACCAGAAAUGAAACUCAUCCCCUUCCCUAACGUCACCCCCUCCCCUUUUGCUGGGCGGGAAAAGAAAAGUAGGGGAUGUUUUUCUGCAGUUGCAGAGCGGCAUCCUUUCGCGAGCUUGGUGGAUCCGUUUCUUCCAGUUAUCCGCUUUCUCUCUCAUUAGUGCUGCUGCUGCUGCUUAUGAGAUCACUUUGAAAAGGAUUUUCUGAAUUAGUACUGCCAUGUCUGAUUUUGAAACUGAAGAUACUGAAGAGACUGUAACUUGUCUGCAAAUCACUAUUUAUCAUCCAAAACAAGAAGAAAAACCAGUCUUUGGUGCUUUAAGAUUCUUUCACCAACAACAGCUGAGAGCAGAUGACACAGUGAAAUUUGGAAGAGAUUCGAAAAUCUGUCAUUUUCACUUUUUAGAUUCACGGGUUUCACGUGUUCAGUUUGGACUUCAGUUUUUCAGGCACUUCAACAGCUCAGAGUUUGGUUUUGAGAUUAAGAAUCUGAGCAAAAAGGGAAAGUUAACUGUGGACAAUGUUGAACUGGCCUAUCUAAAUAAAGUCAAUCUACCAGAUAAAUGUAUGGUUUGCUUUGGAGAUUACCAGAUGUUGUUGCAAAAACAAGAAGGACAGUGUGAAGACUACUUUAACAUCUGCUUUGAAUUGGCCAGAAUGUCAUUGUUACAAGAAAAAAAUUUAGUUUUGAAAAAACCAGUAUGUGAAAGUAGCAGUUCAUAUUCCCGCUCUCCAACAGAGAUGGAUGAGAAUGAAUAAAUUGGAAAAUUCCAUGAAAAACAAUUUCAAACAAUUUUGUAUUCAGUGGUCAGCUUUACCUUGUGUGUUAUGGUAGUUGAAAUGAUAUCUGUAAAUCCAUAUUUGUAUCCUCACCUGCAUUGCCAAUAGAUUAGCAUCUUUCUGGAACUACCAGAGCCAUUUGAUGAAUGGCCAGUCAUAACAAUUGAAUAAAUAUUGUUUCAACAUUGCUACCUUUUGAUAUCUUUGAAAAAAUCCCUUCCUUCCCUCCAUCAACCACUUGUAGCAGCUAUUUCUCUGUAUUUAGAUCCAAGUUGUACUGAUAUUUGUACUAGGAACUUAAUGCUUCCAUUUUUCUCUUCUUCUCUCCCAACAUUUUCUUCUACAUCAGGCAUGUCAAACUGCCAGCCAUGGGCCGGAUGUGUCACACCAAAACUGCACCCACCCCAUUGCCGGCAAUGGGGAAAAAGUCACGAUACGUCACGCAACGUCGUGAGUUUGACAUGCCUGUUCUACAUUAUGUGUCUUGCUUAUAAAAGCAUUUGAUAGCUCAGUGUUUUAAACUGAUGAACCAAGAGAAAUAUUUUUCUUUUUAUAAGUAUCUUUAAGAAACAUUUUGGUCAAUGAUGUGGUUAACACUUGGAAACCAAUUUUUUAAAAAAUAUUUAAAGUCCUGAAUUGGGUAUUGCUUAGUUAGUUAUGGACUUGAGUGGGCAUUAAAGUCUGUAGAUGAGGACUUCUUAAAAAGUGUAGUAAUUUUAAAGACUUAGAUCUCAAAAUCAAAAGAUAAUUGGACAUCUAUAUAAAACAGCCAGUAAAAGGCAUCAUAAAAAGACAGCUCCUUCUUCCUAAAAUAAGUACAGGUAAUCCUCAGCUUACGACCACAACUGAGCAGAAUUCUGUUACUAAGUGAGACAUUUGUUAAGUGAAUUUUGCUGCAUUUUAUAACCUUUCUUGCCAAAGUUAUUAAACAAUCACUGCACUUGUUAAGUUAGUAACAUGGUUAUUAAGUGAAUCUGGCUUCCCCAUUAAGUUUGCUUGUCAGAGGGUUGCUAAAGGGGAUCACGUGACCCGUCAUAAAUACGUGUCUGUUGCCAAGGAUCCAAAUUUUGAUCACAUGACCAUGAGAUUGUAAGUGAAAAAUGAUCAUAAAUCACUUUUUCAUUGAUGUAACUUCAAACAACAAACUUGUAAGUUGAGGAUUAUAUAAUGGAACAAUAAGACUCAAAAAAUAUAAGGCUAGUUAUGAAGUGUGUAUAAAAUUUAUUCACAGCUUGAUAAAUCUAAACUUAAAGAUUGGUAGCUUAAACAAAAAUGACAAAUCAUGUUAAAUCAUAUAUAUAUGUGUAAUAAGCAUAUUACAAGAACUGAAAAUACGGAACUCUUUUUCAGCAACAAACUUCUACUUUAGAAAUGCAAUAUAUAAAGAAAUAUUUGUGUAAGAUAUGAAUAGUAAAAUGUGUCUUUGAAUUUAAAUUUAAAAAGCACGGGAAAAAAAA
Messenger RNA from Crotalus tigris (Tiger rattlesnake), 2282 nucleotides. It is a transcript of the gene TIFA, whose product is annotated as TRAF interacting protein with forkhead associated domain. Gene Ontology annotation, molecular function: protein binding. The transcript has 2 exons. Gene Ontology annotation, biological process: canonical NF-kappaB signal transduction. The record is from RefSeq and is a predicted model, not a curated record. NCBI's taxonomy places the organism in Eukaryota, Metazoa, Chordata, Lepidosauria, Squamata, Viperidae. The coding region runs from base 265 to 804 and encodes 179 amino acids.